UCCUGGCGCGCGCAUCGCAUCCCAUUGCUUUCGCGACUUCGUCAUUCACGCCUGCCCACGCUGGCCCCGCGCCGCUCCUCCACCAUGGCCAACGCCGACGCCGGCAGCGCCACCCCCAUCCCCACCACCGAAAAGGAUGCGACCAGCAACAUCCCAGAGGAGCAAUGGAAGGCCAUGCAGACCGUCCUCAACAACGUCUAUGCGCACAGGCUCGACGACAAUUACGACCCGUCCAAGCUGUUCCACAGGAAGAUAAACAAGCGCCAGGUCCCCGACUACUACGAUGUCAUCAAAGAUCCCAUGGCCCUCAGCAUCGUCAAGCAGAAGAUCAGCGGCAGAGAAUAUAAGGACUUUACCGACUUUGUCCGGGACAUGGCCCUCAUACCCUACAAUGCCCAAGUCUACAACCGCCAGGAUUCUCAAGCAUACCAAGACGCGCUCGUCAUCAAGGAAUUCUUCGAGGGUGAGCUGAAGAGGCUGGUCAACGAGAAGAUCAUCACUGAAGCCGAUGCGAAACUGCCCUAUCUCGGUGAAAUCCCAACAUACGAGGAUCCGCCUGCGGAGGAGCAAGAAGAGGAAGAGGACGAUGAAGAGGACGAGGAUGAUGAGGAGGCCGAAGACUCCGAGGACGACAAGCCGAAGCGCAAGCGCGGAGCUCCCCGCUCCACCGCUGCGAUCACCAAGCGCGAAAGCGGUAGUGGGAGCGGCAACAAGGAGGAAACGAAGGAAAAGGCCGCGACCGACGCAGAGUCCCGGAAGAAGCGCGGCAGGCCUCCACGGGUCGAUACCCCCAUGGAAGCUCGCAUCAAGAACAUCAUGAGGGCAAUACGGAAACCGCGCAAUGAGCAAAAACAGCUGAUGGUCAGCCACUUCGAGCGAGUUCCCGACAAAACUGCCAUGCCCGAGUACUUUGCGGAAAUCAAGACUCCCAUGGCAAUGGACAUGCUGAAGAAGAAGCUCAAGCGGAAGAAGUAUCAGUCGAUUGAUCAGUUCAUGAAGGACGUAGAGCUCAUGUUUGAGAAUGCGAAGCAAUACAACCAAGACGAGAGCCAGGUGUACCAGGACGCCGUGUACCUGCAAAAGGAGGCUCGUAAGGCGGCUGAAGAGGAAGAGCAGAAGCCGGAUACGGACUUUGUCAUGGAGGACGGCCGCCUACCCAUGCCUAACGGUAUCCUUCAUAACGGAGAACUGUGGAAGGUUGGCGAUUGGGUGCACAUUCAAAACGCAAACGACUUGACGAAACCCAUCGUCGCGCAGAUUUACCGCACAUGGCAAGACCAGGAAGGUGGGAAAUGGGUUAAUGCCUGUUGGUACUACCGACCCGAGCAAACGGUACAUCGCUUCGACCGUCAUUUCUACGAGAACGAGGUGGUCAAGACCGGCCAAUAUCGUGACCACCCGAUUGACGAGGUCGUUGAUCGCUGCUUCGUCAUGUUCUUCACGCGCUACAACAAGGGCAGACCGAGAAACUUUCCGUCCGACAAGGAAAUCUAUGUCUGCGAGGCCCGGUACAACGAAGAGAAGCACAAGCUGAACAAGAUCAAGACUUGGGCUAGCUGUCUUCCGGACGAGGUGCGCGACAAGGACUACGAAAUGGAUUUGUUCGAUGCGCCGAGGAAGAUCAAGAAGGUUCCCAGUCCCAUCGCAUACCUGCUCAAGGAUGAUGCGUCGGAAAAUGACGAUCUUCCCGAGCCAGAGUGGGGUGCUCCAAACGCCCCUCCCAAGAUUGGUGCUGUACACAAACGACCAAGGGACCCCAAGGAAUCACCACCACCAGAGCCUACACCUUCACCACCGCCUCAACCGCCUGCGCCGCCACCGCGACAAGACUCCAACAUGUCGGCCCACGCAUCGAACGGUUAUGCUAGCCAACCGCGUGUUGACUAUCAAGUUGCCGGCCACGUCUCACACACGCCCAUCCCGACGCCAACACCGCAAUCUCACCACACACAACCCUCAUACACUCCGCAAGCGUCACAAUACCACCAACACUCAGCCUCACCUGCACCACCCAUGCAAUCACUGGCAGCUACCCACCCAGCCAGCUUCCCACCAACACUCACUCCACACACGAGCUUCACCGCGCCAGCACCAACACCUCUCCCCACAAACACCUACGCAACCACAAUGCCCAGCACCAUCUACGCGCAGCAAGCGCUACGCCACCAGCCUCUCGGCGGCUACAAGCCUCCCCAAACAAUCGAGGUGUACCGCCUCGACGACCACACGAACUCGACAAUCCCGCCCGCCAUCCGCGACCAGUUCCAGCAGGACGAACUAGGCCGCGUGCUCUUCUUCACGGCGCCCCCGCUGGAUGCCCUUCCCCCCGCCAAGCCCGGCCGGGCCCUCGGCCACAGUGCGCAGUUCCUGGCUGCGAAGGCGCGGCGCGAGAGCCUGCUGCGGGCGAAGCGGGCACGGGAGGAGGCGGAGCGCCCAGAGCGCGAGCGCGCGGCUAAGCGGGCGAGGCGGGAGGAAGGCGAGGCGUUUGCGAGGUCGGUGCAGGGGCUGAUGGGGCGGGCGACGAGAGCGCUCGAGGACCAGGUUGCUAGUGCUGCAAGGAGCGAGUUUGGCACGUUGUUUGGAGGGGAGGGGGAGGGCGAGAAGCUGGAGAGGGAGAUUGAGAGGUUGGUUGGUUUGCAGAGGGGGGUUAGGGAGCGGGAGAGGGGGGUGGAGGAGAUGCGGAGAAGGAGGGUGGAGAGGGAGGGGGUUAGGCUUGUGGGGACGACGGUGCUGUUGGAGGAUGGGGUUUAGGGUGUGGUUUGGGUGGUUUGCUUGGGUUGCUCUUGGGAAGGGGGUAGUGCGUUGAUGGGAGAGGGGAAGUGGGAGAGUGGUGGAUUAAUGAGGGGUUGCUGAGGGAAUGAGUGCCUAGGUAUGAAGCAGAACCGAGUGGAGCGGAGUGGAACAGAGCGGAGGAGAAGGGAGUUGGAUUUGCUACCUACCUACCUACCUACCUACCUAGCUGCCGUUCCUGAUGACGUUGUACGAAUAGACUAGACUAAGGAGGUCUUUCUCAUAUUUGGGUGCUUGUUUUUUC
Aplosporella prunicola CBS 121167 is the source of this 3034-nucleotide messenger RNA. RefSeq lists its product as uncharacterized. Bases 85 to 2751 code for a protein of 888 amino acids. NCBI's taxonomy places the organism in Eukaryota, Fungi, Ascomycota, Dothideomycetes, Botryosphaeriales, Aplosporellaceae. The record is from RefSeq and is a predicted model, not a curated record. Gene Ontology annotation, molecular function: chromatin binding; protein binding. The transcript is spliced from 2 exons. Gene Ontology annotation, biological process: chromatin remodeling. Gene Ontology annotation, cellular component: RSC-type complex.